CGGCCACCGACCUGCAGCAGAUGGCCAAGGGGGCAGAGAAGAUGCUGCCACCUUCAGACAAGAUGAUCUCUGGAGCAAAGGACCUGGUGUGCUCCAAGAUGACCAAGACCAAGGAUGCCAUCUCCUCUGGGAUGGCCAGCGUGGUGGACACAGCUAAAGGCGUGGUCCAGGGAGGCCUGGGCAUGACCCGAUCGACACUCACAGGCACCAAGGAUGCUGUGGCCAGUGGGGUAACAGGGGCAGUGGGUGUGGCCAAAGGGGCCGUUCAGACUGGCAUGGACACCACCAAGACUGUCUUGACUGGCACCAAAGAUGCAGUGUCCACUGGGCUCACUGGGGCAGUGGGUGUGGCCAAAGGGGCUGUGCAAACUGGGCUGAAUACAACCCAGAACGCUGCAACAGACACAAGGGACACCGUCUAUAGUGGCAUGACUAAUGCCGUGAAUGUGGCCCAAGUGGCCGCCCAGGGGGGCCUGGACACCUGGAAGGCCGUCUCUGUGGACUCUAAAGAUGCUGUGACCAGUGGGCUCCGCAGGGCAGGGGAUGUGGCCCAAGGAGCUGUGCAAACUGGUCUCAGCACCAUCCAGCAUUGGCUGCCUGGGUCCCAGGAUGCCACCUCAAGAAGACUCGCCAGUUCCAGGACCUCGGAUGAAGGAGGGGAACAAACCAUUCAAAGCCCUCAUGAGGCUCAGUCCUGCUGGGUCUCCACAUCCCCGCACAGUCUCUGUGAAGGCCUGGAUCUUAAGGGCAAAGCCACCGCCAGCACAGAGGACCUCGUGUCAGCUGUGAUGACAUUCACACAAGAGGCCGUACCGGGCAAGGAGGAUGUGGGACAUGGGGCCACCACACAUGGCCACGAAGGGGCCCAGAGCUUUGUGACACUCCGGAAUGAGUUGGAGGAGCUGGGGGAGAUCUUCCAGCCCAUGAGUGCUGAGGAACAAGCUCGGCUGGCUGUCUCCCAACCCAGGCCAAGAGUGCUCACGGCCGACCAAGGAAGCUACUUUGUGCGUCUGGGUGACUUGGCCCCCGGCUUCCGACAGCGGGCUUUCGAGCACGCCCUGAGCCAACUGCAGCAUGGCCAGUUCCAGGCCAGGGCCGUGCUGGCCCAGCUCGAGGAUGCCUUUGUCAAGGUGGUGCCAGACGCCGGGGCUCUGUCCAAGGCCUGCGGCCUCAUUCAGCAGCUCCACGUGGCCUACAGCGCCCUGGCCUCCGGCCUCCAGGGCCUUCCUGCCGAGCUCCAGCAGCAGGUUGGCCAGGCACGGCGCAGCCUCUGCGAGCUCUACAGCGUCGUCUCCUCUGCUGACUGCGGUGCAGAGCUGCCGGCCGAGCGCCUGGCUCAGAGCCGCCGGGCUGUAGUCCAGGCGUGGCAGCGGCUGGAGCGGCUGCUGGAGGGCGUGCAGCACAGCCCUCCGCUCAGCUGGCUGGUGGGGCCCUUUGCCCUGCAGCCCGAGGGGCAGCAGCUGUAGGAGCCCCUCCUCUGCCCGGGGAGCCCUCUGCCGAGCCUUCUCCCUGGCCCAAAACCAGCUCCAACCCCCAGAGCUCUGGCCCCUGCAGGCUGGCACCAAUGGAGGCACCGAGCUGCCACACCACCCACCCGGCUCCCGCCCUGCCCACACUGUCCACCUUUCUCCCCGAGCAUGGCUGGACCUUCUCCCGGCCGAGCGGCCUCGGGCUGCUAAGACCCUAGACAGGGGCCUUCGCCUGAGUAUCUCGAGCAAGUGCUCCAAUUAGGAACGAGAACUGGAGUCGUGCCUAAGUCUCGAAGGCUCUCCACUCAGCACCUGCAGUCCGACCCUUUUAUCCUUCACGUCUAGGGAGGGUCGUCUACCCAAGUCUGGGCCCUUUAGCUGCCAGCUUAGCAGGUGGCUCUGCUCCUCCGCCCUGGGCUCCAGGCAGCUCCACCCUCGCUCUCAAAGCACACACCCCUCAGCAGACAGCCUACACCCCCAGUACCAGAACGCCACCAUCGUCCUGAGGCAGGCAGGCUCCCACCGCCUCUGCUGACCCCUGGAGGGGCCAAGGGGCUUCAGGAAGACCAAGCUGCAGCAGCCACCACCGGCGAGGACUGGCCUUUGCAGGCAGGGGAUGAGCACACGUCCCUUCCUGCCUCGGCCCACUCGCCUGCUGGCCCAUCCACAUGGUCGCGGUUGAGCAUAACGACCCCAGAGCUGAUGUUCUUGGGUCCCCAAGGUGCCUGGGCACAGAGGCUGCCGAUGAAGGAAUAAAAGGGCUCCCUGACAAGGGACAGGACCCUAGGGGGCACGCGACAAAAUGUGCUUGACACGCACUCAGGUGUUGGUCACGUGCUCCAGCCCACAGACGGGCUGGGAUGGCAGCCGUGGGUCCACGGCCCCUUCCUUCCUGGCCCUGCUCUCCCUGGAGCCUCAGGGCAGCCCUGUGAUGGGCGCCGCAUGUGGGAAGCUGGAGCCACAGAGGUCCUUCCCCCACCCCUUGCCCUGUUUCUGCUCCCCUGGGGCAGAACACCAGCAGCCUGACCCUUGUUAAAAGCCCCUAUUUCCUAGAACCUGUAUCAUGCCAGCAAACCCCUGGCUGUCUCCCUGAUGGAGGGCUUGAAGCGUACCCUCCUCUCAGAAAUGACGGGGUGCUCUGAGCUCCCGGAUGGAUGCGCCAGCUCCCCUCAAAGGGUCACCAUGGCUGCCAGGAGCCCUGAGGGGCCCUGCACUUCUGGCUGUGACCUGCACCCAGUCCUUCCUUCCUUGGUUUCCAUCACGUAGUCAUCAGAGGUGGUGACACUGGAAACAGUCAUUCCCAGAAACUGAGCUCAGUGACAACCUCAAGUCUAAUCACACCAUGGCCUCUCAGUUGGGAUGAAGGGGCUCAGCCACGGGCAGGGCAGAGGACACACAGCAGAGGCCACAGUUUAACCAGCAGCUGCCGUGGCUGAGAGCCGCAUACAUGUCUGCCAUCUGAAUCCAGGUGACAGGUGAGGCAAGAGAAGCCCCAAGUGGGAUUGCCACUUGCCCCAUGUCACACAGCAAGGCUUGACCCCAGCACCCACGCCCUCUGUUAAGCACAGUGGACAGUCUGCACACAUAUCCUGGCCUGAGGCCUGGGGCCGGUGCUGCCAGAGCUCUGGGUCUUGCCCCGUGGGCCCCAGAGCCACCACAGCCUGAGCGGGAACAGGAAACGGUCAGUUGAGGGAGUGAGGCAGCGGCUGCUCCCACCCAAGCACCAGGCCACAGACACAGUAACAUCAAACCACAGCCUCCUUCCGAGCUCCAAAGUCGAGAGGUUUGUAUUCCUCCUCCUGUACUUUCGGAAAGGCCUUGCUCCACCCCUACUGACUGCCAGCCCUGUAGGGCUGGGAGCAGCAUCAGAACCAAGUUCACAAGCACUGUUAAUGGUGACCCUAUGGCUUAAAACCCUCUGUCCCGCGACAGGCCCUUGACUGCUGCAAGCCGCUCCCCAGCUCUGGCCCAGCUGUACCAGUAACACCACUAGAAAACCAAGCCAAUAAAAGUGACUUUUUUUUUUCAUUAAAAAAA
This is a messenger RNA of Vicugna pacos (alpaca), 3506 nucleotides long. Lineage: Eukaryota; Metazoa; Chordata; Mammalia; Artiodactyla; Camelidae. The record is from RefSeq and is a predicted model, not a curated record.